Molecule: messenger RNA, 1348 nt
Organism: Sitodiplosis mosellana (orange wheat blossom midge)
Lineage: Eukaryota; Metazoa; Arthropoda; Insecta; Diptera; Cecidomyiidae
Product: protein 60A-like
Exons: 5
Coding region: 1-1284 (427 amino acids)
Biological process (GO): SMAD protein signal transduction; BMP signaling pathway
Cellular component (GO): extracellular region
Molecular function (GO): cytokine activity; growth factor activity
Source: RefSeq, a predicted model, not a curated record
AUGUAUGGUGAGAUUGUGCUCGGUUUUUCUGGGCUGUAUGGUGAUAAUGGGAUUGAUCAGACGAUUAAGAAGAAAAAUAUUCCACGAGCCGACAUUCAGCGUAUCAGAAGCCAUAUUCUGGAAAUGGUUGGACUGCCAAAGCGUGAACACUUUCACCAUAAAGUUCAUCACAAUCGAUCAACUGCAAGGAAAUCGCAUAAAUCGGUGCCAAAAUUUUUAUGGAAAAUCUAUGAGCGGUUGAGUGAAGACGAAGAUGAACGAUUACACCUCAAGCAAAAUCGGUUGAAUGAGGAAAACGACGGAUUCACCGAUGAACAUGAUAGAAUCAUCGAACUGAGUGACACUAUUAUGACAUUUAUGAAUAAUCGUAAUGCAUUUCCAAAUCCUGAAAAUGAAACUCGCUUAUCGUUCGAUCUAUCUGGGGCACAUUUAAAUGGAAUCGAGCUAAUGAUGAGUGAAUUGCAUCUAUUUAAACGACAACUGCCGGAAAAACAUUUUGCUUCGAAUCCAUGCGUGAUUACUAUUUAUGCGCUAACUUUUCCGAAUGGUGUUAAAGAGUUACAUGCGAUUCAAACGGCCGAAACGACCGUCGGCUUCGAAGGAUGGAUUCAAAUCAAUACCACAUCAACGUUCAGGGAAUGGUUGACCGAGAAAAAGUCAAACAAUAUGCUGUACAUAACAGUUGAAUAUGAAAAUGAAUUGGGUCAUCUUGACACUCCAUCCAUCAGUGUGAACUAUCUGCUGAGCUAUACGGAUGGAGAACGUUUGCCAUUCAUUACUGCCUACUUCGAAAAUAACGAAACGAACGGUCAUGUUUUGAAGCACGGGUCUCUAAAGCAAUUGCCCAGUGCUACCACGCACCGCCGUUCGAAGCGUAGUACCCGCUCCUUGAAGCCGAAGAAGCCGAAAAAUUCGAAAUCAUCGUCACGAGUAAAUCAUUUGUUGCACCCAAAGAAAUCGACCAGUUUUAAAGGGUGCUCAAGACAUACGUUGUACAUCACAUUCAAGCAAUUACGAUUUGAUGAUUGGAUUUUUGCGCCGGCUGGCUAUGAAGCCUAUUAUUGUGCUGGAUCUUGUGAUUUUCCGUUUUCUCAUCAUGUCGAAGUGACCCGUCAUGCAGUUCUUCAGGAGUUAGCUCAUCUAAUGAUAAGUCAUACCAUACCAAAGCCUUGCUGUGCACCAUCCAAAUUACAACCCGUAAAACUGCUGUACGAACAAAGUGAAAAUAAUUUUUCGAUUAAAAAGUACCGUGGCAUGAUUGUUACCAAAUGUGCGUGUCAAUAGAACCACAUGCACGACACGAAGUUUGCUAUUAGGUAGGACAAAAGGAAAAAAGCAAUUCAAUUUA